This is a messenger RNA of Ornithodoros turicata, 4093 nucleotides long. RefSeq names its product insulin-induced gene 2 protein-like. Lineage: Eukaryota; Metazoa; Arthropoda; Arachnida; Ixodida; Argasidae. The transcript has 6 exons. Gene Ontology annotation, biological process: SREBP-SCAP complex retention in endoplasmic reticulum; cellular response to insulin stimulus; cholesterol biosynthetic process. The record is from RefSeq and is a predicted model, not a curated record. Gene Ontology annotation, cellular component: SREBP-SCAP-Insig complex; endoplasmic reticulum. Bases 166 to 783 code for a protein of 205 amino acids.
GAUUGGUCGAAGACUAUCGUCUGUUUUGCGCUGGUUGCUCGUGGAGGUGUAAAAGUGAAACAUAAACAAUGCCAGAAACAAAAACGUGUUCUUGAGACUUGUACGCGUGUAGAUGACUUUCAGCAAUAUUCCGACAGGAGAGUGUUGAACACAGAAAAUAUAAUCAUGGACCCUCACACAAGACGGCUCAUUUGGCGCAUCUGUUUCCUAUUCUUCGUCGGCGUAUUCUUCAGCUUCAUGCUAGACUUCUUCCAAGUGCAAUAUCGUCUUUCAGCUUUCGAGCGGAAUCUCCUCGGCUCAAUGUUCAUGUCUUCCCCGUGGUGGGUGCCUGCAAUCUGUGGCACAGCGGCUGUGUCUGUCGGCCUUCUAUACCCAUGCCUGGACAACAAGUUGGGUGAGACCUUCCCACACGAAUGGUCCAACGUCAUGAAGUGUGUGGCCCUCUUCGUGGGAAUCAACCAAGCCAGUGCUAAAAUUGAGCUGCAGAGCGACUGGCAGCUGUCUCUCUCCCUGGUUCUGCUGUCUGUGAUCCUCUGGUGGCUCUGCGAUCGAACCAACGGUGGCUUUGGGCUCAGCACACUCACCGCUGCUGUUGCCACGUUAGUGGCCCACUACCUAGUCUACAACCGAAUCGGAAGGUGUUCCGAGAAAGACUUGACUUUUGUCAGAUCCUGGUUGCCCUGUGUCUUUUUCUCGGGGGGUAUCACCGUUGGAAACAUUGGUCGUCUUUUGGCUCUGGACGGUGACGCCGAGCCUUUCUCACAGAAGAGGCAUCAGGAGUGAUAGAGGAAGAUUUCCACGUGAUAAUACGGUACAGCAUACCCGCACGCACAUGACAUGAGAGAAUGGCAGCAGUGCCGCUGUUAGAGAGGGUGGUCUCAUGCUCACUUCUGUUUCACUUUGUUCUUCGAGGAUUGCAGUGAUUUUAUCCUUAUUCCAUCUCCUAUUUAUUGAAGCACAAAUUCAUCACUCAUUGUAACCAAGCAUUCUUCAUUAUUGUUCAUGGUGUCACACAAAAAAACUGUGCUCCAUUUAGUACAUUUUUUUUUUUUUUGUCCUAAGUUAUAGGUAGGGCCUGACUUUUUCGGGUUUUAUUUUUGGCCAAAUUCGGGGGGUAAAUAUCGGGUGAUAUUUUUCAUUCGAAAAUUCGGGUGUAUUCGGGUUAAAUCCCGUUACGGCAUAUUCUGUCGUCAGGAAUUCCGGUGAUUUUUUUUUGUUUAAUAAAAAUUUGUCUUAACAUGGAACUAAUGUUUAGCAAUGUUAUCAAACUUUAUUUUAAUGCACGCUUACGAGUGUGCCACGCGACCCGGAUGUUUUCGGGUAGAUUCGGGUUAAACCCGAAUUUUACAGAUUUCGUUCGGGGGGUAAAUAUCGGGCGGAUACGGGUUUAACCCUAAAAAGUCAGGCCCUUAUAGGUAGGAGCUUGUAGAGAGCUCGCAUCGCGCAGCUUCGGCAGCACGUGCAUGCAGGGUCAAAACAGUAGUGACCGUGUGCGAUUAUUAAAGAUACGACACAUUUAUAUUGUUCAGGCCAAAAUAGCUUUGCAGAUUUUGUUAUUGAACGGUUGUAUAUUUUAAGAGUUGCAUACUUGUGUACUCUUUGCACGAUAGAAAUACCGUAUUUGUCCGCAUAUAAUGCGAACCCGCGUAUAAUGCGAAGUCGCUUUUCAGUGAUCACCCAUAAGAAAAACACGAUUGAGUGACAAAUUUAUUGAACACGAAUUUAUCCGCCCACAAGCGAACAGUGAUGCCCGCUGCUGACGCCAAAGGCGAAUGUUCGACUCGUUCACGUCGUACUUCCUCGACAGCGUCAAUAGCGUCGUUCAACCAACGCACAUGUCGCGAGAGCUAACACAACUGUAGAACGCAGCACACGUGGAACGGAGUGACUCACGUUCCUUUGGUGCCUUCUCUCAGGCGUUUCGUUGUCACGUGACGCACUGCUUGCGCUGCCGUAGACCAAUCACCGCGGGGCAGGGAAGAGCAGAUAGGAGAAGGAGCAGGGGAGUAGAUUCAUGGUUACGGUGUUUAUUUCGUAUGAGAUAACAGUCCUCAUACGAAACAAACAUCGUAGCCAUGAACCUUCCCUCCUAUUCCGGGGUUCCGUGUUUUUGGCGUUUAUCGCUGUGCAGAUACGAUGCCCUCGUGUCUGCGUAGCGAUAAACUCCGGAAACACGGAACCCUAGAAUCACAAAGGUCUGCGAUGGCCGUGGGGCUACGGCCCCAAAGUGCCGCGUAUAAUGCGAAUGCGUUUUUAGCAACUAAAUUUAGAGGUAGAAAACCUCGCAUUAUAUGCGGACAAAUACGGUAAUGCGACACCUUUGUUAGAGUGAGGGUAUUUCAUGCACAAUUUGUUUUACUUUUUCUUAUCUCUUUUUUUUUUUUUUGCUUUUUUGCGAUAAUUUUGCUUCGAGUGUACCUGAGUUUCAACUUUGGCUCUGCUAGACGUAAAACGGUAGUGUUUGUUAGCAAGUACAAGAAGUUCAAAGAUAAGUCUACGGCCGUACCUGGGAAAGUUGCGGCUCGCCGACGGGGGUGGUUUCGGCCGUGCUUUCAGGAAGGGGAGAGGGGCAGGUGAAUUAAAAUGUUGUAACGAAAUUGCGGGAAGUACAUUGAUUAUCCAGAGACACUUGCGACUAGUGAACGCAGAGAGAAUCAAAAACUCUCUGCUGAUAAGUAAUCCAGUGACGGAUAUUUGGGUAGGGGGCGUACAUCCACCCUUCCCUCGAAACUGCGACUGCUUGCUACGGUGAAACUUCACGAAAAGACCUGUUCCUCUUGUUCUCUAUGGGUGUCAAAAGUCCAGCGUGAAUCCCUUACGAAGUUGGAAGAUCAUGUUGAAUUUUGCGAUGCGAUUUGAUAAGCUGCAACAUGGGUAGUACCAACCCCAUUCUGUAGUAUCUGUUCUUAUCAGCUUAAUACCUGGUACGAGAUAUAACUUGUUUUUGGAAUGCGAUGCGAUUUGAUAAGCUGCAACAGGGGUAGUACCAAACCCAUUCUGUAGUAUAUCUGUUCUUAUCAGCUUAAUACCUGAUACGAGAUAUUAAACCUGUUUUUGGAAUGCGGCGGAGUGCUUGAAGCUUGCUUCACCACCGUCCUUGCCAAGCACUGCGAUCGAGAGAGAGUCAAAAGUUGAGUCUAGUCCAGAGGCACAAGCACUAACAACCUGAAAAACACUGAGGCUUUGGUGUUUCUCAUGUUCUUAGUGCCCAGCCAAACAAAAUAAGACUUAAUUAGUCAUAAAUUAAUAAAUAAAUAAAUAAAUGGGUAAUUGAGCAAUAACAAAAUUGUCAGGGUGACUCUGUUCCUGCUUUGCAGGCUGGAACGAUGUUCAAGUUAACCUUGACGAGAGUUGUACAGUCGUUCAGCGAAAAUGUUUGGAUUUAUGAAACUCGGGAACGGAGGCCUGUGUUUAUUUUGGAGGACUUUGGGAAACUGUACAUCAUCAUCAUCAUCAUAAAAUUACUACAAUAAUAAUAAUUUUUGUUACUUUUAAUUAAUUAAUAAUUUAAAUAAUGGAUUUAAUGAUAAUAAUUAAUUUAAUAAACAUUAAAAAAUAAUAUUACUUUUUCUUAGGGGGCCAUUAACAACCUUACUAUAGAAAUCAUCUCUCUCUUCUUCUAUUGACGCUAAUCUAAUAUGUUUUGACUGACAGGGAGCGUGCAUGACCGAACAUGUACACAUGGCCAAAGAUACCAAAUAACCUUUUCUUUUGACGUCAAUCAAUCAAUCGGUCAACAAGCUUAUUAAUGUAAAACCAUCUGACGUGAGGUUGAAAUCCUUUUCCUCCACGCAAAGCUAGCGCAGGGCCCCUCCCGAAACAUCUUUUUCACUGGACUACGUCCCGUCACACAUACGAAUUGAGAGAGGAGGUCUUUUUGCGGAGCUUGACCGUAACAGGUUGCAGCAGGAAGUUAAGGAACAGCCGAGACUUGUGUUGUUGGACGCCCUGUAUAUUGUUUGGAGCGUGUGUUUCAUAAGAAUGUGCCAUAAGCUCAAUAUCAACACGUUUUAGUGUUUUUGUAUGUUGCUACAGGCGGGUGGGCUGUUGAUGCCUACCACAGCGUUGGAUAAAGAUUUGUUAUUGCGUUUGA